This is a messenger RNA of Arachis stenosperma, 1667 nucleotides long. Its product is annotated as AP2/ERF and B3 domain-containing transcription factor RAV1-like. The transcript has a single exon. Gene Ontology annotation, molecular function: DNA-binding transcription factor activity; DNA binding. Gene Ontology annotation, biological process: regulation of DNA-templated transcription. The record is from RefSeq and is a predicted model, not a curated record. NCBI's taxonomy places the organism in Eukaryota, Viridiplantae, Streptophyta, Magnoliopsida, Fabales, Fabaceae. Bases 147 to 1394 code for a protein of 415 amino acids.
CCUUCCUUCUAUAUAUAUUCCUUCCCUAUUCCAACACAAACACAACUCUUUCUGCUACUUCUUAGUCAACAAACCAAACCAAACACACAAAAAAAAAAACAAAAAAAAACUUCUUUCCCUUCUCUCCUCUCUAAUUAAAGAGAAAAAUGGAUGCAACAAGUUCUGUAGAUGAAAGCACCACGUGCACAAAUGACUCGCUUUCCAUAACCCUAACCCCGGCGACACCCGCGUCGCCAUUCACCGCCACAUCGAAGAAGCUGUCACCGCCGCCACCAAACAGCUUAUGUCGUGUCGGCAGCGGUGCCAGCACAAUCGUGGAUCCGGACGUCGGUGGCGGCGUCACCGAAGUGGAGUCACGAAAACUCCCUUCCUCAAAGUACAAAGGUGUGGUUCCCCAACCAAACGGACGUUGGGGCGCUCAGAUUUACGAGAAGCAUCAACGCGUUUGGUUGGGGACCUUUAACGAGGAGGACGAGGCCGCUAGAGCCUAUGACAUCGCAGCACAACGGUUUCGUGGCAAGGAUGCCGUCACCAACUUCAAGCCCCUCGGCAGUGUUGUGUCCAACAACACCGCGGUCGACGACGAGGAUUUCGAGAGCGAGUUUCUCAACUCGCAUUCAAAAUCCGAGAUCGUGGACAUGCUGAGAAAACACACGUACAAUGACGAGCUGGAGCAGAGCAAGCGGAGCCGCGGCCUCAUAGGGCGGCGGCUCAACCGAGCUGCGGGUAACGGAGGUUCUGCGGGGAUGAUGUCUUCAUCCGGCGCGUGUGGAGGGAAGGCGCGUGAGCAGUUGUUCGAGAAGGCCGUUACGCCAAGUGACGUGGGAAAACUGAAUCGGUUAGUUAUACCAAAACAACACGCGGAGAAACACUUUCCCUUACAAAACGGUUGCGGCGGAGCUGGCGGCGGAGUAGUUACGGCGGCGAAGGGCGUUUUGCUGAACUUCGAGGACGUCGGAGGAAAAGUGUGGCGGUUUCGUUACUCGUACUGGAACAGUAGCCAGAGCUACGUGCUAACGAAAGGGUGGAGCCGGUUCGUUAAGGAGAAGAACCUGAAAGCCGGUGACACGGUUUGUUUCCACCGGUCCACUGGACCGGACAGGCAACUGUUUAUAGACUGGAAGGCGAGGAGUGUUGGUAAUGAUGGGGUUGGGUUUUUCGGACCGGUUGGACCGGUUUUAGAGCCGGUUCAGAUGGUUCGGCUCUUUGGUGUUAACAUUUUAAAGCUUCCUGGAUCUGAUGCCGGUGAUAGCAAUAACAAUAAUAUUUUGAAUAUGAAUAAUGAUAAUAAUGUUGCUGCUUCAAUUGGUGGGUGCUUCAAUGGGAAGAGAAAAGAGAUGGAACUGUUUACGUUGGAGGGUAGCAAGAAGCCUAAGAUCAUUGGAGCUUUGUAACAUUCAGCUUCCACUUUAAUUUUUUCUUUUUAAUUUAGUGCUUCUUUUUUCUUCAUUUUAUUUGUUUUUAGUUUUUAGUUUUAGUUGAGUUUUGUGACUGAUGAUGAAAGGAAUGGAGGGGGGGAGGGGGGGGGGGGGAGGAAGAUGGUGCAGUUGCAAGUUGCAAAUUGUAAAUUAAUUAGAAGAAGAAGAAGAUGAAAUUAGGUGUAACAGAUCGAAGUGUACAAGGGAAAAAAAAAGGAAAUAAUAAUGAAGGAUAAAUGUUCAAUUGUA